Messenger RNA from Lodderomyces elongisporus, 864 nucleotides. It is a transcript of the gene DDI1, whose product is annotated as Ddi1p. The record is from RefSeq and is a predicted model, not a curated record. Gene Ontology annotation, molecular function: aspartic-type endopeptidase activity. Bases 1 to 864 code for a protein of 287 amino acids. Gene Ontology annotation, biological process: proteolysis. NCBI's taxonomy places the organism in Eukaryota, Fungi, Ascomycota, Pichiomycetes, Serinales, Debaryomycetaceae. The transcript has 2 exons.
AUGAACUUGAGACUGCAAAAUAAUCAAAGUCAAUCAGCACAAUCUGGACAACAAUUGGGACAACAAUUGGGGCAGCAGCAGCGUGCUCCAGCCUCUGCUUCGGGCUCGUUGGCAAAUCCUGCCGAGAGUCAGAUCCAUGAAAGAAUUGAGAUGAUUAGAUUACAAAUCCAAUCUGAUCCUCAUUCACUUGAAAAUAUCAGAGUGACACAGCCAAGUCUCUAUAAUGCUGUUAAUGAUCCGAUUAGAUUCCGUGACCUCAUGAUUGAACAAGUCAAGGAGGAGCAAAGAGAAACUUCCUCGACACAAGAAGAGAUGUGGAGGUUACAACAAGAUCCAGAUAACCCUGAAAACCAAGCUCGUAUAAUGGAGUUGAUCCAGCAGGAAGCUAUCGAGGAGAAUAUGAAACUUGCAUGGGAGAUUAGUCCAGAAUCAUUCACCAGUGUCAAUAUGCUUCAUAUCAAGUUGAAAAUCAACGGUGUUGAACAAAUUGCCAUGGUAGACUCCGGGGCUGCCAUGACGGUGAUUAGCUCUGAAAUUGCUGAACAGUGUGGAAUCUCAAGAUUGAUUGACAAGAGAUUUAAAGGCCAGGCUGUUGGUGUUGGUACUCAGAAUAUCGGUGGUAAAAUCCAUAGUGUGCCUAUCGAAAUAGCUGGCUCAGGAAUUGAAUUACCUUGCUCUUUUUACAUAGUGGACACAUCAGUCGGUAUAUUAUUUGGUUUGGAUAUGUUACGAAGACACGGAUGUGUGAUUGACUUGAAAAGGGAUGUGCUUAUAAUUGGAGGUCACAUUGAGGCUAAAUUUUUAUCAGAAGCAGAACUACCAAGAAAAUCGCUAGGUGGCAACAUCUUCUCUAGAGAAUCAUAA